UAUUUAUUAUAAGCAUCUUCAUUAUCAUUAUUAUUAUCAUCAUCAUCAUCAACAACAAACAACAAACAACAAAUUCAUCAUGAAGUUCUCUGCUGUCCUCGUCAUCGUUACAUUCUUCUCUGCCGUUGCCUUUGCUGCUCCUCGUCGUUCUUCCCAGGAUGCCAUUGGAAUCGGAAAUGAGGGUCGCGUCAGUGGAUUGGGAAACAACCUCUUCAAGGGUGGAUUCGCCAGUGAUAACUCACAGAAGAACACUGUUAAUCAGAGAAACUAGGUCGCUUUCUUAGUCUCCAGAUAGUCAAGAAGGUUAUGUUAUUCAUAACUUUGUUCACUCGCAAAUGUUAAUUUUUGUUCUAAGCAGUAGCAGUAGCAGCAGCAGUAUCCCCUCCCUUCCCUUCCCCUCUUUCUUUAUCUCCUGUAAGCCCACGUCUUUCUCCCCGCCACCUAUUCAGUGCUUUAAUGUCUUUAUCUUAUUUUCAGACCUUGUUUAAUAAAUUACAUUUGUGUUUGCAAUCAU
Phycomyces blakesleeanus NRRL 1555(-) is the source of this 514-nucleotide messenger RNA. RefSeq lists its product as hypothetical. The transcript has 2 exons. The coding region runs from base 80 to 271 and encodes 63 amino acids. The record is from RefSeq and is a predicted model, not a curated record. NCBI's taxonomy places the organism in Eukaryota, Fungi, Mucoromycota, Mucoromycetes, Mucorales, Phycomycetaceae.